AUGCUAAGUUCGCUGGCGGAGAACACGUUCAGCGUCAUGAGUAUAAACGUGGCGGGGAUUCCAGAGUUCCUGUCGAGUGGCAGCCCAUUGGAGAAUAGCGUCGAGAUCGGCAGACGUAUCAGUAACUGGGACGUCGUUAACGUUCAGGAAGAUUUCAACUACCACGCAUACGUUUACUCGGAGAACUCGCAUCUGCAUCGGACUUCGACGAGCGGAGGCAUUCCGUUCGGCGACGGACUCAACACGCUGUCGAACUUCUCGUUCAAUAACAUCACGGACUUGACGCGCUCCAAGUGGAGUGUCUGCAGUACAUUUGAUGGUGCUGAUUGCCUCACCCCCAAGGGCUUCACGUUUCUCGAGAUUCAAUUGGCCGAUGGAGUCACGCUCGACCUCUACAACUUGCACGCUGAUGCGGGUGUCACGGAUGCCGACGAGGUGGCUCGUGCAGCAAAUCUCGCACAACUCAGCGCUUACAUCACUGCUAACUCAGCUGAUAAUGCGGUCAUUGUCAUGGGGGACACUAAUACUCGCUACACUCGUGCGGCUGAUACCAUUCGAGAGUUCGCGGAAGGACUCAAUCUCACUGACGGUUGGGUGGAGUACGUUCGCAACGGCGAGUACCCUACCAAGGGGGCUGAAGCUAUCGUGUGUGAUGCAAGCAUCAUGACCAACGCUUGUGAAGUAGUGGACAAGAUCCUGUACCGUGGCAACAACUACAUCAAGUUGACACUCGAGAAGUGGAAUAAUGAGAACGCUGCCUUUCUGGACGACAAUGGGGUCAUGUUGUCGGACCACCCGCCGAUUUCCUCCAUCUUUUCCUGGACAUUAAACGACGAAAUUCGUCUGAGCAACGCUGUUGGGGGACCGCAUGGAGACCAAUUCACAGACGUCGCAUCGGCUGGUGGGGGUCAAACGGUGAAAUCCAUCACAAUACGAUCGGGAUCCCGUGUAGAUGCAGUAAGCAUCGCGAUCUCAGCACCAAGCGCGACGAUGAUCUCGCAUGGUGGCACUGGUGGUACUGCAAAAACCCUGACGCUGUCUUCUGGCGAGUAUGUUAUCUCGAUGCAAGUUCACUGGAGCAAGUACAAUGGCCACACGCGUAUAUUCUAUCUCAAAUUCAUGACAAAUUUGGGUAAAACACUGGCUGGAGGGGUACCCACUAGCGAGAACAUGACGGUGUAUGCACCCGAUGGCUACCAACUCAGCGCCUUCCACGGGCGACAUGGAGACGAAAUUGACGCGUUGGGGCGAUCUGGGCGAAGGUUUCGGUUUGAUCUUGUGGGGACUAAAGAGGCAACAAAGUAG
This is a messenger RNA of Phytophthora infestans T30-4, 1305 nucleotides long. RefSeq lists its product as uncharacterized. The record is from RefSeq and is a predicted model, not a curated record. The transcript has a single exon. The coding region runs from base 1 to 1305 and encodes 434 amino acids. NCBI's taxonomy places the organism in Eukaryota, Oomycota, Peronosporomycetes, Peronosporales, Peronosporaceae.